AUGAUGCCAAGUUUCAUCAUCCUAUCUUCCCUAGAAAUACAGGCUAACACCUGCUAUAUUUUCCUCGGGUUUGGCUUUGGUCUUGUCAUGUCUGGUACCAUCUGUGUACAUGAUGAUAUGCUUCUUGCAGCUUGUCUGGAUAUUCGAGACAGGUUUUCUGGUGCUGUUGAAGAAUUUUCUAGGAGAAAUGCUUCAGGUUCUGGUCGGCAUGGUGAACACUCGAGACACAAAUCAGAUGAUGUACCUUUGUCUAAAGAUGUGUUCAUCGCCGCUCAAAGGAGUAGGACGCCGACCACCGCUGCUGCCUCGCACGCCAGCCACCGCGAAGCCAAGGAGGCGCCUGCUCAGCCGCAACCUCAUAAACGCAAAGUCUCGCUCAAAAAGACCGUGAAAAUUGGUAGGCCUGGCUAUAGGGUGACAAAACAGUUUGAUCCAGAGACAAAACAAAGAUCUCUCCUUUUUCAGAUUGAAUAUCCUGAGAUUGAAGACAAUACAAAGCCGAGGCAUAGAUUUAUGUCCUCCUUUGAGCAGAAAAUCCAGCCAUUUGACAAAAGAUAUCAAUAUCUUUUGUUUGCUGCAGAACCAUAUGAGAUCAUUUCUUUUAAGGUACCAAGCACAGAGAUUGACAAGUCAACUCCAAAUCCGGCCGCCGGCUCUGUUCAUCGUCACAGAUUGACAACAAGGCCAAAGCAGACUAAAUCUACAACCAAUCGUUAUGCCUUGGACCCGUGUCCAGCAUGCUUGCUGGACACAGCCAAGCUAUUUGCAGCAACCAUUUUCUGA
Messenger RNA from Ipomoea nil (Japanese morning glory), 783 nucleotides. RefSeq lists its product as uncharacterized. Gene Ontology annotation, biological process: spliceosomal complex assembly. The coding region runs from base 1 to 783 and encodes 260 amino acids. The record is from RefSeq and is a predicted model, not a curated record. Gene Ontology annotation, cellular component: U2 snRNP; catalytic step 2 spliceosome; U2-type prespliceosome. The transcript has 9 exons. Lineage: Eukaryota; Viridiplantae; Streptophyta; Magnoliopsida; Solanales; Convolvulaceae.